This is a messenger RNA of Drosophila busckii, 1450 nucleotides long. It is a transcript of the gene Arl5, whose product is annotated as ADP-ribosylation factor-like protein 5A. The transcript has a single exon. Lineage: Eukaryota; Metazoa; Arthropoda; Insecta; Diptera; Drosophilidae. Gene Ontology annotation, molecular function: GTPase activity; GTP binding. Bases 602 to 1141 code for a protein of 179 amino acids. Gene Ontology annotation, biological process: intracellular protein transport; protein localization to Golgi membrane; vesicle-mediated transport. The record is from RefSeq and is a predicted model, not a curated record. Gene Ontology annotation, cellular component: cytoplasm; trans-Golgi network.
UGAACAUGUUUUUCCAACGGCUAGUUUGAAUGACAAACUUUAUAAAAUCGUUAAAUUUCAAAAUUAUGUAAGUUAUCGGCAGGCGCAGCGUUGCUUAUAACAGAUGUCGCAUAUCUUUCCCACCAGUUGCGAAUGUCAUCGAAUACUCCCAAUCGAUAGUGUACUCUCAUCGCUAGCUGAAAUCUUGGGCAAUUUUUUUUGUUUCGACAAACUAAAGCAAAGCCUGCCUAAAUCUUUGUGCAAACACAACAAUAACAACAAGUGUCUGGGUCCGCGAAUAAACUGACAAACAAUAUCAACGUCAACAUAUUUAGACGCGUCGUGGCCAAGCGAGCACCUGCUAUCUGAGAGUGAGAGUGAGUCUGAGUGCAUAAUUUACUGUUGGCCUUCCGCUCAGGCAACAACAAAGGCAAGGCAUCGACAACGACCCACACGCUUACGCACAGACACUCACACGCUCACAAAAAGUACACACACAUACACAUAUAAACACUUAUGCUCAUAGAUUGUGAUACCGUGAGUGCGUUUUGGGUUUUGUCAUCAAUUAACAACAAAAACAUUCGCUUUACACUCCCGCCCGCGAAAACAACUUUAACUACAAAUGGGGCUGCUACUGUCGCGGCUAUGGCGAAUGUUUGGCAAUGAAGAGCACAAACUGGUUAUGGUUGGACUGGAUAAUGCGGGCAAAACAACUAUACUUUAUCAGUUUCUGAUGAACGAAGUCGUCCACACCAGCCCCACAAUAGGCUCCAACGUUGAGGAAGUCGUCUGGCGAAAUAUACAUUUUUUGGUAUGGGAUCUGGGUGGUCAGCAGAGCCUGCGAGCGGCAUGGAGUACCUAUUAUACAAACACAGAACUGGUAAUUAUGGUAAUUGACUCGACGGAUCGGGAAAGAUUGGCUGUGACGCGAGAGGAGCUUUACCGGAUGCUACAGCACGAGGAUCUAAGCAAGGCCAGCCUACUGGUGUACGCAAACAAGCAGGACCUGAAAGGCUCUAUGUCAGCAGCUGAGAUCUCAAGGCAGCUGGACCUAACGUCCAUCAAGAAACACCAGUGGCACAUACAGGCGUGCUGUGCGCUCACGGGCGACGGCUUGUAUCAGGGACUCGAAUGGAUUGUGCAACGCAUUAAGAAUAAAUGACAGACACAAUCGGACGGCGCUAGCUUAUAGUUAAAGAGUUAAUUUAGACAAAUAAAUCAAUUUUAUAUAAAUGUAAAGACAGACGUAACUAUACAAAACAAUUGAAAGGGGAUGUUUGAAAUGUUUGAAAAUAUGUACGAUUGUUGCAAAUGGGAAGCCAUGCCAAUUUUUACAAUGCUUUAGUUAAAAACUUUUGCCUUUGUUUACAACAGUUGCCUGUCGCCCUGAUUAAAUUUAAAAUACGUGUACUAAACUAUGCUAAUAUUAAGAUCUAAGCAGCCAAUUAAAUGCAAACUUCCAAUAAAUUUA